AACUUCUAAUUAUGUUGUACUUUGCUCAUUGUUCGUUUCCCUUAUACCGUAAUCGUUGUGGGACAGAUACCUUCUUCCAACAUUGAGGAUUCCUCUGAAACUCACAUUGUUCCAACGGCAAGGAUAUUUUCGCAACUAUUUGGAUUGUACUUAUGCGGUAAUAGUUAUAUCCUUAUGCAAAUUGUAGGCUAUUUGUCUGCAAAUUCACAAAAAGACACGAAUCCUGAUGCUCAGCAUGUCUCCCCAACUGAGGAGAAACACGCGGUCGUGCGCCGUCAAACAAUGCCGCAAACUACUUCUCCAAACGAAAAAGAACUGACCCGUUCAAAUUCAUUGGGUGCUCGAAGACCCCGUCGAGCAAAGUCAUUGCACAAAGAACAAAAUUACAUGAGACGCUUCUUGGAUAAAGAUUCGUCUUUCAUUGAUGAAGAGGAAUCCUUUGAUUCCACGACCGAUGAAUCUUGUCUGCUUGUGAAAUUGAAAAUCUCUACAGAACUUGGACAUAGAAUUCAGGAAAUAUUACAAUCCAGCUCGAAUAUGGAGACUCGGAUGCUUUCUAAUGGUGAAAAGAUUUUAGUUGAUGAAGAAUUAUUAACUAAAAAUACUAAGGAUGGAGAGUCGGAUUUGGAUAGGUCGUCCUCAUCAAACUUAGCACAGCCUACACGCUCUUUAUCAUUUUCAACAAACUCAGCAGCGAAUUCUACUAAUAAUGUCACCUAUCAUCCUUUUUUUACUGCUUCUUCAAAGCGAAAGCAAACAGAUGAUGUGGAAGAUGAAACUAAAUUUUUGAAAAGCUACCUCGAGUCCGGUAAAGUGAUAAAACUUAAAGAUCCUCUGUGGCCGAGUCCAGAAAAUCAAAGCGACUUUUUUCCUCCUGUGCAUGAAAAUGAUACGAAAUUGCCGUUCUCAAAGAAAUUACAUCCAAGCGAUAACUCUGCUUCAUUCACUCUGCCCUCUUACUCAGAUAUUUUGUCUCAUUCCUUAAAAGAGAUUGACUCUUCAGUCAUUGAAACGCCAAAGCUAGAGAAAAUUCAGACAACGAUGGAGAAACUUCACUGUUUUGCUUCAGAGUCUCUGGGAUUCACGCCCCUUCCUUGCGUAGAGAAGGUUGUUUCCGACAUCAAUUCGAAGAAGUUACUAAAUUUGAAGAACAGCUCAAGGAAUUCUUUAUGGACCAUUAAAUAUACUCCUAAAAAGUCAUUGGAUUCAUGCGCUUCAUUGGAUUGCAUUACAAAAAUAGAGGAUUGGUUACGCUCGUGCAAGCUUUCUGAACCGACCGCCCCUGCUCAUACCAGUGAGAAGUCCACUACUGUUUCUCGUUCUUCAACCUCUCAAUCUCGAACCUCAGAGAAGUCUUCAAACGAUUCCUUAUCAGAAAGUGAAUUUGAACCAGAUAUAAUAACCGAUGACGAAGAAAACUCUACUUCCGCUUCCCGCAAAAAGGUAAAAUUAAGUGUUUCGCAGUGUCCUAAUUGGAUGGUAGUUGCUGGCCCUAACGGAAUUGGUAAGACAGCUUCCAUCUAUGGCAUUUGUCACGAAUUGAAUUUUCAGAUUGUGGAAAUUCACCCUGGAAUGCGCCGCUCUGGACGAGAGCUUUUGGAAAGGAUUGGGGAGCUUACUCAAAGUCAUGUCGUAGGGAGAUCAAAAGAAAGAGAAUCAAGUAAUACACUUAUCCUUUUAGAAGAAGUGGAUAUAAUUUUCCAAGAAGACCGCGGUUUUUGGCAAGCUGUUACUGCACUCAUCGAAAAAUCCAAAAGACCGGUUGCUAUGACUUGCAAUCAAACUGACUUUCUUCCAUCAUCGUUUUUACAAGAAGAUCAUAUUGUUGAAUUUCAGCAGUUGCCUUUAGCUGCCCUAGCAGACUACCUUUCUUCUGUGCUUUUUUCCGAAAGAGCUAUUGUUUCAAGAAGUGUAGUAGAAUCUCUAAUUCAGAAGUUAGGGUCUGACUUACGGUGUAUGCUGAUGCAACUAAAUUUCUGGUGCCUUACCGAAACAAUGGAUCCUUUAAAAAGUGGGGAUGUUAAUAGUACUCAAGAUUUACCUACUGUAGAAGCUUCAGUGUCUGCAUUUAAUGACGGUAUUGGUAUAUUCAAUGAUAGAAUACAAUCUAGAGAAAGUCUUCUUCAAACUUACUGUGAUGAGCAGAACGGUGAUCUAGGAAUUUUAUUUCUUCCAAACUCAGUCAAUUGGAGGAAACCUCCUCGUCCACAUAAUCUUCAUAACUCCAAGUCCUUUCUGGACCAACUAGACAAGUCGUAUGAAUACGCGGAUUCUUUAUCACACAUAGAUGCUUGUUUCUCUAAUCAGAGCUCUAUUUAUGAGACAUAUGACUUAUUGUAUGACAGCGCUUCAUUUAAUGACAUUGAUCAAGAUACCCGUGACAGGGUAAAGUUGAACUACUCUGAUUACUUGAUGGGAUUCCCCAUCGUUACAGAUCCUUUUAAAUCUAACACAUCACCGGAGUUACACGAAGUUCAAUUAAAGUAUCCAAUGCUUAAUUUUUUGCUUGGUUUGUAUGAAUAUAAAGACUCACCUAUAAUUACAAUAUUACCAACUCCUUUGAAAAGAGUUCCCCUUUAUUUGAGUGUUUUAGCUUCAAAGAUAUCUUACAAGACUGAUCCAGAUGAUGUAUAUAACGCUCUUUCUUUCUUUUCCCUUUCCGAUUCCCACUCAUCAUUUUUCUUUCCCCCAAAUAGUAUAGAUCGUACGAAUGAUAUAUUGAUCACCGAAGUUGCACCUUACGUUCGUGCGAUGGCAAGGUUUGAUCGCUUACGCUUGAAUGCAUUCAACCUGGUAUUAUCCUCUAAGGGAAGAUCCGCUUCGCAUUUCUCUGGAGGUUUAAACACCCGACUUUUGAGGAAUCUUGGUUUCACUAACGAAAAGCUUCAGUAUUUAGGAAUCGAUGGAGGGCGUAUUCUAUCAACAUGGCUUUCAUCUGAAAGCAAUUAGUUGUGAGAUUUUCAGUUGGCAUAACUAGUAUAUUUUACACGAUAUAAGGAACAUUAAAAUGAAUUGCAUCAUGAAUAUCAUUCAUUAAUAGGUAGUCUAAUCAGGAGUGCAGGGUUUUCUUUAUUGUUAUGUAUUUUUACUAAUAAUUUC
This is a messenger RNA of Schizosaccharomyces octosporus yFS286, 3099 nucleotides long. Its product is annotated as DNA replication factor C complex subunit Elg1. NCBI's taxonomy places the organism in Eukaryota, Fungi, Ascomycota, Schizosaccharomycetes, Schizosaccharomycetales, Schizosaccharomycetaceae. The coding region runs from base 175 to 2949 and encodes 924 amino acids. Gene Ontology annotation, molecular function: DNA binding; ATP binding; ATP hydrolysis activity. Gene Ontology annotation, cellular component: nucleus. The record is from RefSeq and is a predicted model, not a curated record. The transcript is spliced from 2 exons.